This is a messenger RNA of Prorocentrum cordatum, 687 nucleotides long. Lineage: Eukaryota; Dinophyceae; Prorocentrales; Prorocentraceae. The record is from the annotation of a GenBank genome assembly.
AUGAUCUAUGCUGCUGGUGUUAGCGCGUGCGGGAAAGGUGGGAGGUGGCAGCUGGCGCUGGCGUUGAUCAGCGAGUCACGUGAGGUGGAGUUGGAUCCCGGCGUCAUGGGCUACACCGCUGGGAUCGGCGCCUGUGAGAAGAGCGGUCAGUGGCAGCAGGCCCUGUCCCUGCUGGGCGAGAUGCUGGGCGCGAGGCUGGAGGCCGACGUCUGGGCUGAAGCCACAACGCCGCGAUCAGCGCCUGCGAGAAGGGCAGGCAGUGGGAGCGGGCGCUGUCGCUGGUGGCCGAGCUGCCGCGGGAUGCUCGGUUGGAGCCAGACGUCGGUCAGUUUCAAUGCCGCCAUCAGCGCGUGCGAGAAAUGUGGGCAAUGGCAGCAGGCACUGUUGUUGUUCGUCGAUUUGCGCUUGGCGAAGCUGACGCCGGACGUCAUCACUUACAGUGCCGGGGCGAGCGCGUGCGAGAAAGGCGGGCAAUGGCGGCGUGCAUUGUCGUUUCUUAAAGAGUCGUGCGAAGGACAAUUGGAAGCGGACGUUUUCCUCUACAGCGCGGGUAUCAGCGCUUGUGGGAAAUGCGGGGAGUGGCAGCGAGCCCUGGCGUUGUUCAAUGAGUUAUUGUUUAUCAAGCUGGAGCCUGAUGCCAAUAGCUACACCGCUGGGAUCAGCGCGUGCGAGGACGGAUAUUCGUAG